Callorhinchus milii (elephant shark) is the source of this 3179-nucleotide messenger RNA. It is a transcript of the gene atp2a3, whose product is annotated as ATPase sarcoplasmic/endoplasmic reticulum Ca2+ transporting 3. Gene Ontology annotation, cellular component: membrane. The record is from RefSeq and is a predicted model, not a curated record. Gene Ontology annotation, biological process: intracellular calcium ion homeostasis; calcium ion transmembrane transport. Lineage: Eukaryota; Metazoa; Chordata; Chondrichthyes; Chimaeriformes; Callorhinchidae. Gene Ontology annotation, molecular function: ATP binding; ATP hydrolysis activity; P-type calcium transporter activity.
CUCCCCGCCGAGGAGGGGAAGUCUCUCUGGGAACUGGUGUUGGAGCAGUUCAAGGAGCUGUUGGUGCGCAUCCUGGUGCUCGCCGCCUGCGUCUCGUUCGUCCUGGCCUGGUUUGAGGAGGAACAGACUUUGACGUCCUUUGUGGAGCCUCUGGUGAUUCUGAUGAUCCUGAUCCUCAACGCUCUGGUGGGGGUGUGGCAGGAGAGAAACGCAGAGAACGCGAUCGAGGCUCUAAAGGAAUAUGAGCCGGAAAUGGGCAAAGUGUAUCGUCUGGACAGGAAGGCUGUGCAGAGGAUCAAAGCCCGCAACAUCGUACCCGGAGACAUCGUGGAGAUCGCGGUCGGAGAUAAGGUUCCCGCUGACAUCAGGAUUAUAUCCAUCAAAUCGACCACCCUGCGUGUGGAUCAGUCCAUCCUGACCGGCGAGUCGGUCUCUGUCAUCAAACACACGGACCCUGUGCCAGACCCUCGAGCCGUCAAUCAGGACAAGAAAAACAUGUUGUUCUCGGGAACCAACAUCUCGUCGGGGAAAGCUGUGGGGGUGGUGAUCGCCACGGGCGUGCACAGCGAGAUCGGAAAGAUCCGGAACCAGAUGGCAGCCACGGAGCAGGAGCGCACGCCGCUGCAGCAGAAGCUGGACGAGUUUGGGCAGCAGCUGAGCAAAGUCAUCUCUCUGGUGUGUGUGGCCGUUUGGGUCAUCAACAUCGGGCACUUCAGUGACCCCGUGCACGGAGGCUCCUGGGUCCGCGGCGCCAUCUACUACUUCAAGAUCGCGGUGGCUCUGGCCGUGGCCGCCAUCCCCGAGGGUCUCCCCGCCGUCAUCACCACCUGCCUGGCCCUCGGCACCCGCCGCAUGGCCAAGAAAAACGCCAUCGUCCGCAGCCUGCCCUCCGUCGAGACCCUCGGCUGCACCUCCAUCAUCUGCUCCGACAAGACCGGCACCCUGACCACCAACCAGAUGUCCGUAUGCAAGAUGUUCGUGCUGGACCAGGUGGAGGGUGACAGCUGCACAAUGCACGAGUUCAACAUCACCGGAUCCACCUACGCCCCUGACGGCCACGUGGAGGUGGCGGGGAUCCGAGUGCGGCCUGGAGACUACAGCGGGCUGGUGGAGUUGGCCACCAUCUGCUCGCUGUGUAACGACUCCUCGCUGGAUUACAACGAGGCCAAGGGGAUCUAUGAGAAGGUGGGGGAGGCCACGGAGACGGCCCUGACCUGCCUGGUGGAGAAGAUGAACGUCUUCAACACGGAUCUGAGCGACAUAUCCAAGGUGGAGCGAGCCACCGCGUGUAACAAUAUUAUCAAACAGCUGAUGAAGAAAGAAGUGACUCUGGAAUUCUCCCGCGAUCGCAAGUCCAUGUCCGUCUUCUGCUCCCCCGCCAAUCCCUCGACCAGCGGGGCAGGCAACAAGAUGUUUGUCAAGGGGGCCCCGGAGAGUGUGAUCGAGCGCUGUACACAUGUGCGAGUGGGGACCACGAAGCUGGCCCUGACGGGGGGCGUGCGAGGGAAGAUCAUGGCUCUGAUCAAGGAGUGGGGUACAGGCCGGGACACCCUGCGCUGUCUGGCCCUCGCCACCCGCGACAGCCCCCCAAACAGGGACACCAUGGACCUGCAGGAUGCCACCAAGUUCAUCAAGUACGAGACUGACCUGACCUUUGUUGGCUGUGUGGGGAUGUUAGACCCUCCGCGGCAGGAGGUUGUCGGUUCCAUUGAGAUGUGCGCCAAGGCUGGGAUCCGGGUCAUCAUGAUCACCGGGGACAACAAGGGCACUGCGGUGGCCAUCUGCCGGCGCAUCGGGAUCUUCGGGGAGAACGAGGAGGUGACGGGGAAGGCCUACACCGGCCGAGAGUUUGACGACCUGUCGCCAGAGCAGCAGCGGGAAGCCUGUCGUUCCACUCGCUGCUUCGCCCGAGUCGAACCGGCUCACAAGUCCAAGAUUGUGGAGUAUCUGCAGUCCUUCAACGAGAUCACAGCCAUGACCGGUGACGGGGUGAACGAUGCCCCCGCCUUGAAGAAGGCUGAGAUCGGGAUCGCGAUGGGCUCGGGCACCGCAGUGGCCAAGACGGCCUCGGAGAUGGUGCUGUCCGACGACAACUUCUCCACCAUCGUGGCCGCGGUGGAGGAGGGUCGAGCCAUCUACAACAACAUGAAGCAAUUCAUCCGCUACCUCAUCUCCUCCAACGUGGGCGAGGUGGUGUGUAUUUUCUGCACGGCUAUCCUGGGUCUCCCCGAGGCCCUGAUCCCAGUACAGCUGCUGUGGGUGAACCUGGUGACGGACGGCCUCCCUGCCACCGCCCUGGGCUUCAACCCCCCCGACCUGGACAUCAUGAACAAGCCCCCCCGCAACCCCAAGGAGCCCCUCAUCAGCGGCUGGCUCUUCUUCCGCUACAUCGCCAUCGGAGGUUACGUGGGGCUGGGUACGGUGGGCGCUGCCAGCUGGUGGUUCAUGUACGACGUGGAUGGUCCUCAAGUCACCUUCAACCAGCUGAGACAUUUCAUGCAGUGCACACCCGACAACCUGCUCUUUGAAGGAGUUGACUGUCACGUCUUUGAUUCUCGCUACCCGACCACCAUGGCCCUGUCCGUGCUGGUGACUAUUGAGAUGUGCAACGCACUCAACAGCUUGUCCGAGAACCAGUCUCUGUUGCGGAUGCCCCCGUGGGUGAAUUUCUGGCUGCUGGCCAUCUGUCUGUCCAUGGUGCUGCACUUCCUCAUCCUCUACGUGGAGCCCCUGCCACUGAUUUUCCAGGUGCGGGCGCUGAGCAGUCACCAGUGGGUGAUGGUGCUGAAGAUCUCGCUGCCCGUCAUCCUGCUGGACGAGGCGCUCAAAUACGUGGCUCGGAACUACCUGGAGGAAGAAAAUGAUAAGAGGUACAUUAAGAGGCGGCAGCUGAAGUAGAGCGAGGGGCGAGCGAGCGAGCGGGCGGGCGGGCGGGCGGGGCUGGAAUCCCCUCGCCCCAAGCCCCAGGUCUGCCAGUCUCUGCAGGGAGUUGUGCGGGUUUUUAACGAUUGAAUCUUUUACCAGUUUUUAUAGCUUUUCCUGUACAUACGUGUGUGCGGUAACUGGAGGUCAGUCCGUCUGGCUGGCGUGUCUGUCACAGUGAACAGCUGACAGCAACUGUAACACUGAGAACAACCCCCUCCCCACACACGCACACACGCAACCCCCCCCACACACAC